This is a messenger RNA of Dermacentor andersoni, 1483 nucleotides long. Its product is annotated as protein D3-like. The record is from RefSeq and is a predicted model, not a curated record. NCBI's taxonomy places the organism in Eukaryota, Metazoa, Arthropoda, Arachnida, Ixodida, Ixodidae.
UAUAAAGACGCGAGAGGGCGUCGCAAUCACUGUCCGCGCGCGCCUCUGUGCAUCGACGGAGAAGAGUCCGCGAGUUGGGUUCGAGUUUCUGGCGCGCCACUUCAACCCCCGCUUUUGCCUGUGCCAGGCAGUGUCGCUUCGCCGGAGUUCACACACACAACGAUGCAGUUCGUCCAGCGGCUUUCGUCCCUGCUCCUUCUCCUGACGCUGUGCGACAGCAUUCGAGCGCAGGACUCCAAUAUGACGAACGCGACGACGGCUCAGCCGCCGCCCACGCCAAUGCCGAUGAACCAGACCGCCGCGUCCGAGCAGCAGCAACCGUCGUCCGUCUGGACGACCGAGGAGCUGGUCGCUGACCUCUCGCUGCCCGGUGCGCCGAACGCGACGCUCGACGUCAGGUACGACGGGCCGCUUCAGGUGACGCUGGGCAACAAGCUGACGCCUCAGCAGGCCAGCGCCGCUCCGACCGUGUGCCUGAACGCCAGCGUCGAGUGCGAGCCGCCGUUCGCGCUGCUCAUGGUCGAUCCGGACGCUACGAGCCGUCAGAAUCCGCAGUUCCGCAGCUGGCUUCACUGGAUCGUGGUCAACGUCAACGGCACGGACAAGCUUCACGAGGGAGACCAGGCCGUGCCGUACAACGGCCCUGCUCCGCCCAAGGGCUCGGGUCCUCACCGGUACGUGUUCCUGCUGUACUGUCAGCGCGGCAGACGACUUCAGGGCUCCGAGCUGGCGCCCGAGAAGCGGAACAACUUCAACCUGACCGACUUCGUCAACAAGACGGAGCUCGGGGCGCCUCUGGCCGGAAACUUCUUUUUCGCCGAAAAUCCGUGAAGAGAGUGUUUACCAUUUUAUUUUUUUCGCAUGCUUUGAACGGCCACCGACCUCUCUUUCUGGAAAGUGCGCAUAAGCGGUGCUACAAUGCGAAUGCUGAACGAUGAACGGACAAGUGAAGAUGUCAUGUAAAAAGUAUUUAGAAGCUAUGAUAGUGCAUCGAGUUCGUAUAUAGUCAGCCAUCUACGUUCGGCGUAGAUUACGCUUCCCGUCGUUUUUCGUGCACAACUUCGAGAAACGCAGACGGACAGCACAAGAGCGCUCACUGUGAUAACUAUACCUGUACAGUUUACAUGCUUCCCCGAACGCCCUAUUGUUUUAUGUUUCAAGCAAUCGCACAUAAGCGCGUUUCAUUUCCUGCAAACACUUCUGCAAACACUCCUAUUGCAGACAGGCAGGCGUUGUGUCCCUCCUGGAGGCAUUCACCAGGAUAGAAUAGGAUAUCAUUCUACACCAGCCUGUCUCCAUUUCUUCCUUCUUGUUCUUCUUUCUUUCAUGUUCAACUUCGAGGUGCUACUAAUAAAAAAAAGCCUGUUCUCCGCUUUGCUUGAAACGAAGUGCUACUUUUGAAAAAGCUCUGUCAUUGCGUUUUGGAUAACGCUGUAAAACGAAAAGUCAAUAAAGUGCUGGCGCACACAAUUUUCGAAUGAGA